Mytilus californianus (California mussel) is the source of this 1242-nucleotide messenger RNA. RefSeq names its product protein YIPF4-like. Gene Ontology annotation, biological process: vesicle fusion with Golgi apparatus; endoplasmic reticulum to Golgi vesicle-mediated transport. The transcript is spliced from 6 exons. Lineage: Eukaryota; Metazoa; Mollusca; Bivalvia; Mytilida; Mytilidae. The record is from RefSeq and is a predicted model, not a curated record. The coding region runs from base 7 to 816 and encodes 269 amino acids. Gene Ontology annotation, cellular component: trans-Golgi network; membrane.
UCUAACAUGGCCGCCAGUGGGGGAAAUUUUUCGAGUGCCGAAAAUUAUUCCGUCGAUAUGGAAAAUUCUUACACUUACACACCAAAUCAAGGGAGUCAAAGUUCAUCUGAAGAAUUUCAAUUUGUACAUUCAUCCAAAACUGGCGGCACAGCAGAAAUAGAGGGUUCUAUAGAACCUACAGAAACUACUCCAUCACAAGAUAUUUAUGGUGUCAGAAAAAGAGGCCCAGCAUCAGCAUUUCUAGAAAACAGAGGAUUUGGUUGGCUUUUAGAAGAAGAUGAUGAUGUGGAUGAAGAUGAUCUGAAACCACUUUUAGAAGAACUUGACAUUGACUUGAAGGACAUUUACUACAAACUGAGGUGUGUUUUGUUUCCAUUACCACAACUAGGAUUCAACAGACAUGUGGUCAGAGAGAGUCCAGAUUUCUGGGGACCUCUUGUGGUUAUAUUGUUAUAUUCUCUUGUAUCAUUAUAUGGACAGUUCAGAGUUAUAUCAUGGAUUAUAACUAUAUGGAUAUUUGGAUCAUUAAUUAUCUUCCUGUUAGCAAGAGCUCUUGGUGGAGAGGUAUCAUAUUCCCAGUGCCUUGGUGUGAUUGGUUACUCAGUAUUACCUUUGGUCAUCACAGCAUCAGCUUUACCUUUGUUCCGUUCUAUGUACUAUGUUGGAAUUCUUAUAAAACUUCUUGGUGUAAUGUGGGCAGCAUACAGUGCAGGAUCAUUAUUAUGUGUUCAAGAACUUCAACAUAAAAGACCUUUGUUAUUGUAUCCUGUAUUUCUGUUAUAUAUUUAUUUUUUGUCAUUGUACACAGGGGCAUAGUAUUACAAACAGUAUGGAUCAUUAGAUUUCCAACUGUGUUAAUGCUGCAGAUCUGGAUCAAGAACUGUUUUUUAAAGGUUGGGAAUUUGAAGAAAAGAGUUGUUCCAGCAUAAUUUUGGUUAAUUUUAUGCUUUUAAAUAUAAUUUCAAAGAAUAGGGGAUAAAAUGCAAUCUAGUUCUCCUCACUUGCUCCUUAUUUUUAUUCAGUUGGUUGCAUUUCUCCUCAUUUUCUUUCAUUUGUUUAUAUAAACAACUGAACGAAAAUGAGGAGCAAGUUGGGAGAACUAAUUUUAAUUAUCAGUCAGGGGACUUAUUGAAAUAAGUGAUUUUUAAAUCACUAAUUUAAGUAGCAAAUUCGAAGUUUUGUCACAAAUUGUGAUUUUGUAGUUUUACCAAAAUUUUAAACACAUAGGUUUAGAUAAUAUUU